Messenger RNA from Tilletiopsis washingtonensis, 670 nucleotides. RefSeq lists its product as hypothetical. Gene Ontology annotation, biological process: mitotic cell cycle; kinetochore assembly; chromosome segregation. The record is from RefSeq and is a predicted model, not a curated record. The transcript has 2 exons. The coding region runs from base 12 to 251 and encodes 79 amino acids. Gene Ontology annotation, cellular component: kinetochore; nucleoplasm. NCBI's taxonomy places the organism in Eukaryota, Fungi, Basidiomycota, Exobasidiomycetes, Entylomatales. Gene Ontology annotation, molecular function: protein heterodimerization activity; DNA binding.
CAUCACAAGCCAUGCGCCUGCCACCGCGCGCGCUGCUCAAGCGCCUGCUGCGCGCCCACCUGUCGCCGGGCGUGCGCCUCAGCGCGCAGACCGACGUGCUCGUCUACCUCGCCUAUCUGCUCUUCCUGCAGCGCCUGGCCGGCGAGGCGCGCGUGCGCAUGCAGCUCGACGCCGCCGCCGGCGUGCCGGGCGCGCGCCGCACCAUGGCGCAGCGCCAUGUGCGCGAGGCAAGGCGGCGCGUGCGGGGAUAGAAAGAUGCGGAGCAGCUGUGCAGCAAGCGCCAUCACUCCGCAACACCCAGCACCCGCAUCUCGCUCAGCAAUGCUUCGCAUGCGUCACGAGUGUCAGCCAGGUCUCAGCUCUCGCACCGUCAUCCGUCGCUCGCGCGUCUAGCACCAAUACUAGCCACACCAUCGUCCGGCCGAGCACUGGACGCGCCUGAAGAAUGGCUUCGACGUCAACACCUGCGCUUCCUCUGCUCGCGCAUCGGCACCACGCGCGUCCUGCGCGGCAACGCCAACGACCUCAAGCGCAUCGGCGCGUGCAACGGAAUGCAUUCAGAUGCAGGCACAAGUGCUGAGCAGGACUGAACGGGCGGCAUGGGCUGGUGACGUGGUAGAUGAUGGCGUGACGGACCGGGCAGCUAGGACGGGGCAGACAAGGCAGUGCG